Molecule: messenger RNA, 513 nt
Organism: Penicillium chermesinum
Lineage: Eukaryota; Fungi; Ascomycota; Eurotiomycetes; Eurotiales; Aspergillaceae
Product: DNA-directed RNA polymerase II subunit RPB7
Exons: 3
Biological process (GO): positive regulation of nuclear-transcribed mRNA poly(A) tail shortening; positive regulation of translational initiation; transcription initiation at RNA polymerase II promoter
Cellular component (GO): RNA polymerase II, core complex; P-body
Molecular function (GO): translation initiation factor binding; single-stranded RNA binding; single-stranded DNA binding
Source: RefSeq, a predicted model, not a curated record
CCGCCAGAAUGUUUUUUUCUCAAGGAAGAAGCCAAGGUCAUCACCUUGCACCCGUCUUACUUUGGUCCCAAUAUGCGAGAGUACCUCAUCGCUCGGCUGAACGAGGAAGAAGAAGGCACCUGCACUGGAGACCAUUUUGUGAUCUGUGUGAUGGACAUGGUGGAUAUUGGCGAGGGCCGAGUGAUUCCUUCGAGUGGACAUGCCGAGUACACGAUCAAGUACCGUGCAAUCAUUUGGAAGCCAUUCCGAGGGGAGACGGUCGAUGCAAUUGUCACUUCUGUGAAGCCGACUGGUAUCUUCACUCUUGCCGGUCCAUUAUCCGUAUUCAUUGCCCGAAAGAACAUACCUUCUGACAUCAAAUGGGAGCCCAAUACCGUGCCCCCACAGUACACCGACCAUGCCGACCAAGUAAUCGAGAAAGGUACGAGUUUGCGCCUUAAAAUUCUCGGUGUGAAGCCAGAUGUCGCGGCGAUCAAUGCUAUCGGCACAAUCAAAGAGGAUUUUCUUGGGUAA